Messenger RNA from Recurvomyces mirabilis, 1383 nucleotides. RefSeq lists its product as uncharacterized. NCBI's taxonomy places the organism in Eukaryota, Fungi, Ascomycota, Dothideomycetes, Mycosphaerellales, Teratosphaeriaceae. The record is from RefSeq and is a predicted model, not a curated record. Bases 1 to 1383 code for a protein of 460 amino acids. The transcript is spliced from 2 exons.
AUGGCGCCUGCCACAGUCUACAAACCAACAUCCCUAGACUUCAUAAAUCGUCCCAAUCCCGUGGAGCCACAAUCGGCCCCGCAACAGCAUCCACUUAACGGCGUAUCACAGCUCCCCCAAGCCUCAAACAAACAUAUUCUUAGGCUGCUAUACGGGAACAAUAAUGUCCAAAGCUCUGUCCAAGAACGACCAGCUAAACGGAGGAAGUCUGGCGAUGCUCAGUCCCUGGAUCUACCAAAAUUACCUGUCAGAGAGAAUGCGAAACGCUUGAGAAUUCCGCCAACGCUCAGUGGUCUGCAUCAACCACCGCCUAAUGCGGGACUGCUACCUUCAAUAUCCGUUGAACAACCCGCUAAACCGACCGGGGACCUUCAGCCGAAGGCAGAUCCACCUAAUUCGGGACUGACUGGUGUCGACGAGCCAGUCACUAACGACACAGUUUCAGUAAAGCCUACUGCCGAAUCAACACGAUCAGAGAAAUCGAAACGACCCAAGCGGAAGAAGUGGAGCGAUGAGGAGACGGCAUGUUUGCUGAAAGGAGUGGCGAAGUUCGGUGUAGGCAACUGGACCAAGAUUUUGAAAUACGCCGAGUACGAGUUUAACGCCCGUACAGCAUUAGACCUGAAAGAUCGCUUCAGAGUAUGCUGUCCGGACGACUAUAAGCACAAAUCCACGGCUCCAGCACCAAAGCCCAGCAAUAAAGAACGACGCCAACCAGUCCCACGACCAAGCCGCCGCGACUGCAAGUCUCAAGCCGAGCUCGCCGAGCUAGGCAUCAACCAGCCUUUUGACAAAGUGGCACGUCGUGCACGACACGGCUACUCGGAGGCCGAAGAUGAGGCUCUGCUGAGAGGCUUCAAGUUGUAUGGCAAGCAGUGGGCAAGUAUCAGGGCUGACACUGAGUAUGCGAAAGCCGGGCUGGUGCCGAAAGGGGAGGUGAAGGGGCGGAAGUCUGCAACGCAUGGCGACAAUGAGAACGCGGCUGAUGCACGGCCGUCGAACAUUAUUGCCAUCAAUGCUACGAAAGUCGUCCCAGCAAAACCCAUCCCACCAAUCGAAGCCACCGACCAGUCCAAACGGCUCCCCACCAUGCCCCUCCUCCCCGACGACGUCUUCUUCGGCGCCGCCUUCGACUCCGACUUCGAUCCAGACCCCGGCCUCAUCACCCUGGAUCGAGGAAUCCUAGACUGGCCGCAACCCCAGACACGCACCAUGAUAGAUCCCCUCGCAACCCUGAACCUGCCGAGACCGACAGCGACGUGGGGGCAGCAGGGUGUGAGUUUUCAGCCUCAGCAGCAGUUUCAGGUGGCAUCGGCGUUGCCGUCGCUGGCGGCUGUGACUACAUAUGGGUAUGGGUUUGGGGAUGGCGAUAUGAUGGACUGA